UCCGUGCUAGCUGUGUAAGCAAGACGGAAAAGUAGAGCCGCGCUGAAGAGACUAACACGCCACUGUUUCUUCUGUUGUCGUUUCUCAGGUGUCUGGUGUAAAUGAAUUGGAUGAGGCGGUGGUGAAUUGUUCGUUAAGUGCGGCUCACUUGAGGAGAAGUGAACUGGAGCUGCUGUGGAGUCUCUCAGUGAGGGGAGUGAGUGGACUCACGGCUUGGCCAGCUAACCGCUCAGACACUUCACACGCCUGCUGGAGUUGGAGAGGCUCAACUCGUUAGCGCAGCAGAGGAACAUGACUAAAACUGGAACCUCGGUGCUUUCGGCGACACACCGCCAUAGUCUGAAGCCCUGAGAGGAUGUCCGCGCGGAUGUUUCGCUGAAACACACCGAGAAGCAGCACGAGGAGGAAGGAAAAAGGGAGGAAGGAAAGAAGGAAGGAAGGAGGGGGAGCAGCCCUACCUGAGGGGAACCGAGCGCCGAGACUGUGGAAGUUGUCGCUACAAGCUGGAGGAGGGGGCAGACCUUUGAAUAAUGCCGGGGAACAGGGUCACCCACGACUGCGUGGCUUUGCUGAUAGGCGCCGUGGUGCUCGUGGCGGCUCAGAACGACACGGAGCCCAUCGUGCUGGAGGGAAAGUGCCUGGUGGUCUGCGACUCCAACCCGGCCACGGAGCGAAGAGGUUCCUCUUCCCCGCUCGGCAUCUCCGUGCGCGCCGCCAACUCCAAGGUCGCUUUCUCGGCCGUGAGGAGCAACAACCACGAGCCGUCGGAGAUGAGCAACAAGACCAGAAUCAUUUACUUCGACCAAGUUCUUGUCAACAUAGGAAACUAUUUCACUUUGGAGUCUGUAUUUCUGUCCCCUCGGAAAGGCAUCUACAGCUUUAACUUUCAUGUUAUUAAAGUAUACCAGAGCCAGACCAUACAGGUGAACUUGAUGCUAAAUGGGAGACCAGUCAUCUCUGCCUUUGCGGGUGACAAAGAUGUUACACGUGAGGCUGCUACCAACGGGGUUCUCCUGUACCUGGACAAGGAAGACAAGGUUUACCUGAAACUGGAGAAGGGAAAUCUGGUUGGUGGGUGGCAGUACUCCACCUUUUCUGGCUUCCUCGUCUUUCCUCUGUGAAGAAGAGGCGAGCGACUCUGCCACCUCCGCCGCAGGCCAACAACUUACCAUCAUUUUGUAACCAAUCUGUCAGCAUUAACUGGAAGUACCCGAAUGGAGGCGUUCUUCCAGACGCUCAUUAACUGUUGCCUAAAGGAGGAAAAGGGACCAUUGGAGAAUUGUGGUGGCAACUCAAUGUCCAGAAAGUAUGGGUUCCCCUUUUCACGAUGCAAACCACACAUAGGGGACUGCUGCAAGUCAUUGUUGCCUUCAUAUCUUUAGCAAAUUCAGCAGAAGCAUUUAGCAACUUUGAGUUCAGAGAUGUGGAUUUUUAUUUUAGUUUUUUACCAUGCGUGGUUCAUAGUUGCUGGUUGCGAAUGAGUUUAAUCAGUUACUCGUCUGUGGGGUCAGUGUAUGUCGUUUAUGGUUGACCGUAUGUCAGAUGUUUGAUAUGUCAGCCAAGCACUGUUUCUUUGGAAUGUUACAGGGGCACAGUGUCUCCAUGUUUGCACAGAAAAUAGAUCUCUGUUGACAAAUAAGAGGAUGAAAUUAAUUUUGCGACACAAAAAGAAAACACUUAAAGCAAUAGGGCACUUUACAAUGCAUAACUAAGCAAACCCCAAGCUCUGUAGUGUGUGUGCGUGUGUGUGUGUGCGUGCGUGUGUGCGUGCGUGUGUGCGUGUGUGUGUGUGUGUGUGUGUGUGUGUGUGUGUGUGUGUGUGUGUGUGUGUGUGUAUAAUUUGUAUAAAACUCUGGGGUAACCAACCCUGCUUCUGGAGAUAUACUAUAGUACCAUAGCACCAAUAGGAUUUCCCUUCUUCAGGAGCACCUGAAUAUUAGUAUUGGAUUAAAGGAAUGGUGAUGUGAAUAAUGCUAUUAAAUAAAGCAAUUAAUGAAAGCAAAUUGUCACCAGUUAGCAUAGCGUUGCUAAAAUAAGGCCUGUGUCUGAUAAUGGCGAACGGAGUUUGUAGUUAAAAGCCCCCAGAGAUGGUAAAAACUCAUGUUGUUCAUUUAUUGAUUUAUUUCACGCAGACCAUAUCACUAGUAUUCCUAUAUGUAAACGUAACUGAACUUUACACUUGUUGGGUGACGUGAUAUCCUACAACACUACUACGUUCACUGCACCUAGCUCAUGGGGCAUUGCGCAGAUAUCACGUCUUUAUAUGGUGUACAGUUUAGGACAUCCUAAGACUUCAAGUGUUGAGAAACCUCUUAAGUGGCCACAGACAUCACAGGCUCAGACAAAACAGCCUUCCAUGAUAAAGUUCAGAUUGGAAAAUUUUAUUAAUACUAUUGGCCAAAUUAACCCCUUCAGUGGCCCACUGGUUCAUUACACACUUCUAUAACCUAAGAAUAGCUCAACCACUGAAAUACCUGUAGUAACUAAUGAAAUACUAAACCUGGGAUUUCAAGGGGUUAAAGACAACAAUAUACACCUUUAACUUUAAUGGAACUGCGUUAUUAUUAUUUUUUUUUUGUACCAAGAUUAAGCUUCAGCUCCUGUUUACUCCUGCAUCUUCUUCAGUGUUAGGGACCGUCACAAAAUUACCAGAAAAUUAUCAUUAUUGCUGUGUAUUCAAACGCUUUAUAGAAAUCUAAAAAAAAACAAAAAAACAAAAGGUGAUGAAAGGUAAAGAAUGCACUUUUCCACAUGGUUACCUGAAUAAUUGGAUUCUGUUAUCAGCACAGACCUAAUAAAAAUAACAAGUUAGUUGACGGCAACAUUGUUUGAAGCAUUAGCAUGUGUGGUUGAGCUGAUAUCAGCCUCUGGUGGAACAUUUCCAGGAGCAGAGUUGGACACUCUUACUUUGAUUGGAGUCUGUUGAUAAUUUCUCAAGAAUCUGUGAUAUCGGUGUGUUUUGGGAGUCAUUAUCACCCUUUAAUCUUUUUCAUAUUUCAGGGACCUCGAGAUAUGAAACAAAAAAAUGACUAUUAUUUUUAAUUAUGGCAUUACACUGCCAGUAGAGCCAGGUGUAUUUAGUGUUUUCGUCUUAUGUAUUUUCACUACAGUAUCUCUGCAAAGUGCUGUACUGGAAACAAUUCUGGUGUGUGCACACAAAUUCCACAAAAAUAAUAGAAGUGAAGUGACACUAGAGUGUUCACUGAGCAUCACAAAGUGUAGACUUUAAAUAGCAACAGAAAACAGUUCCAUGAAAGCCCAUUGGCUUUCAUUAUAAGCAUGUUUGGAGGCAACUGUUUUUUGGUUUAUUUACUAAAUACAGGGAAAUGCGCUGAAUAUUAUCCCUGGUUAGCAGUCAUAUGCUGCAGAUACAACAAGCAGACAUUAAGUUGAAAAACGAAAGAAUGACAAAACAGUUAAACAACAGACUGCAUUUAAUUAAAAAUCGCUUAGUUGUUUCUCAGUAAUGAAUACUCGUUAUAUCAGUAUUCAUUUCUAGUUCCAAAGAACAGUUAAAGCUCACAUUUCUAGCCUAAAUCUUGCUUUGAUUUACAGGCUGUUGAUAAUUCAACUGGAAUCAAUGCUCCAAUUUUUCAGAUUCUGGUGAAUAAUUUUGCUCUAGCAAACAGGCAAUAGAGGAUGAUUGGAUAUAAAACAAAUAUAAACCUAAAUAAGCAUUCGCAGAAUAUAAAGGCAUUACAGACAACCACAAAGACUGUCUAUAGGCUGCAGGUGGUGUAGGGUGAGCUGUAUUAUUGGAGAAGAGUCAUCAGUAGUGGUUUUGUUUUACUAAGCAGAACUGAACAAUGUGCUCAAAUGAUUGAAUUUGCAGUGAAUUAUGAUGAGCAGUAUUGCUGAGGUGUUAAUGAACAUAUGGAAGAUAUGUGAAUAUAAGCAUUACUUCAUUCCUGGCCUCACUGUAAUCUAUACCAUGACACACAAAACAAAUCGUAAAAUUGCCCAAUGUUUUUAUAGCCAAUGAUGUUACACUGCUUAAAAAAGAUGGUUUCUCAAGCACACACAGAAAAAGUUGCUUGUCACACCUUCUCUGGUGUUCACAGCUCAGUCGUACAUCAGACAAGAUUGCUUUAUUAGUUAUGUAUUGGCGACAGCUGGGCGAUCCUGUUUAUCUGCAGCUGCUGCUUGAUUUGUAGUCUGUGAGUGCUCUGCCCAUAGCUUUCUGUGGUACUGGCCUUUCGGAUUACCUCUAGAUGAUUAUUUUGCCCUCAAAACGUAUUUAAAAACCGUGACUCGGGUUUGCUUGCGUGCAAUAUAUAUAAACGCAGAGUGUUCGAUUUUCACUGUCGUCCGUUUACAGGCACCUUUUGUUUCGAGAGAUGUUAAAAUAUUCUAAAUGUUAAAGUUCAGAGAGAAAGCGGAUGCUCAGCGAAGCACGCCAUUUCAAGAAACAAAAGCUUUUUGGCUUGGCUCAGAGUUGCACAUCUGAAGUAAAGGCCCUCUAGAUGAUGCAGCAACUUGAAUAAUGUGAGAAGAAUGUGGUGGAGGAAAAAAAAAAGCACUGUCCUCAACAUUCUUUCCCAACUUUUUUUGUCCUAAUUGCAGUGCGGGACUCUCUAGGUAAUUGGAUCACAAUGGAUAUUUUCUUAGUAUUUAUAUCAUGUGACUCAUCCUCUUGCAUUUAUUUUGUGUAAAUACUCUCUUUUAUGAAAAAGUCGCUAUUGCGUAUUGUUCCACUGUGCUUGGACAUUCAGAGUCCCUAGGUAAUAUUACGCAUAGACAAAUCACGCUAAUACUCUUGAAUGGAGAGGCGGUCAUUUAUCUGCCAGGCAUCAUAAAGAGCUGAAACUGAGUUCUUUACUCGGUCUGAUUGUAAAUGCUGUGCUGAGUGGAGCGCUUCACUUUGCUUACUGCGUAUUGAUUUGUGGUCAGCGCAAAUGGAUCAUAGAAAAGAACGAUAUUGAAGCCUCACUGUCUGUUGGCAAGCUGACAGCUGGUACUGAAUGUUAAAGAGGAGUUAAAGGUGACUCUGGCAUUAAAGGAACACUGGUAAUAAACAAAACUACAGCAAAGGUUCCUACAUGGUUCUUGGCUCGUGUGUAGGAUUCUAGGAAAAACCUUUAGUUUAUGUUGAAUCUUUACAUUAUGUAGAGGUUAUUUAAACUGUUAAAGUGUUCGUCACACUUGCACAUCUCAUCUUAGACGUCUCAAAAAAGGUUCUUCAAAGAAUCGUCCAUUGAAAGGUGCUUUAGGGGACCAAGGGCAUUUUUUUCACUUCAUACAGUAUUGGCACAAGAUGAAUGGAACUGCUUUUUCUAGUGGCCAUUGCUCCAAGUUUUAUGGUUUUUGGUAUAUGCUCAAGACUGAUACCAACAGGACCUACUGGUACUUGCGGUUGUUCUCAUUUGCGCUUGGAAACACUUGCAGCUGUAGCAUGCAGCAAUUUAGCAUAUUUGUUUCUUUUUCAGGGGAAGACAAAUUCACCAAGCACCAUUACACAACUAGUAAGUCCAUCAAAAUCUGAACUAGAAUGCUAUAUUUAUAUGAAAUAAGCUAGCUUGGAAGCCAGAAACAAUGCUAUUAGCAUUUAUAGCAGUCUCCACAGAAUGGUUUUGCACGUUUUCCACUCUUGACAGGAACAAAUGAAGCUUUGCUUGAUUCGAUACUGGAUUCUGUGUGAAGGGAGACGUGUGAGUGCAGCAAAGUGAAUUGUAUUAUUUAACGUCAGCAUAACUAUUGUUAAACCAAACUACGUAGUAAGCAACAAGGCUAAUUCGUUAGUUAGUUUAAAUGUGGACAUUUUGAGUGGGUGAGCGCAGUAUGUUGUUCAAUUUUAGUUAAGUAAGUAGCAUAAGAUGUUUUAGAGAGGUUAAUCACAGUUAUUAUGAUGGUUCCAGCUGUCUGAAGCAGGUGAACAAUGAACUAGACAUAAAUCGGUAAGUUCUGUUGGUCAGUUGUUUUUUUAAUGUGUGGUGGGAAAAUGACCCCAAAGUCUAAAGAACCUUUUCUGGCACCUUUGUUUGUGAAUUUGAAGAUAACAAUAUUCUUGUUUAUACAACCCAGCCUUUCCCCGCUCUUCUCCAAGACAGUAUGUCUUUGUCACCACCACAUGUACCCCACUAGUUCACUUCUCACUGUUCACUCACUAUUAGUUCACUGUUUUGAGGUCUGAACAUGGCAAAAUAUAUGUAUUAUAUCAGCAGUUGAAGGAAAAUCUUGGCAUUCAUGUUGUACCACCUGGAUUGUUGGUGCUUGAGCAGCCGAAAGGGACUGAGACUGUGAUGGUUCCAGCGUUUUUUGAAGAGGUGGAUUUCGAGCCAGUGGACCUGCUUGUGUAAACAGCACGGUGAAUGCAGAGGAACACGUAACUGCAGUCGUCUGGGGCGGCUUCAUCCAUGCGGCAGAUGGAAAUGUAUCGGCUCUGAAUGCAGGCUGCCACUUUUUGUCCUUUAACACUCCCCUUUUUCAUCUUUUGGAUUUUCAUCUUUCAUUGCGUUUACAAGAGAGACCACACAAGAGCCAGCAAGUGACAGAUAUUUGAUCGUGCGAGACUCUAAAAUGGUUGAAGACAAAAUAAGGACGCAUUGGGAAAAAAAGUGUCAAACAUACUCGCGCUGCAAUGCGCAAACAUGAUGCGCCAUGGAGCGCUGUGUUAUUGCAAAGGGGACAGCAUCUGGUCCAUGUAAUCGAUUCCACUGAUCGUUAACAUGUAUCCGACCACAUGGUUGGAUUGUGACUGACUUUUUCAAAAAGCCUUUAAAGAGUCAUUAUGUGUUUCUGUCCAAUUAAAUCAAAGCAUCUGUGAUUAA
Messenger RNA from Pygocentrus nattereri (red-bellied piranha), 6767 nucleotides. RefSeq names its product cerebellin 4 precursor (gene cbln4). The coding region runs from base 531 to 1121 and encodes 196 amino acids. Lineage: Eukaryota; Metazoa; Chordata; Actinopteri; Characiformes; Serrasalmidae. Gene Ontology annotation, molecular function: protein binding. The record is from RefSeq and is a predicted model, not a curated record. The transcript has 3 exons.